Molecule: messenger RNA, 1932 nt
Organism: Tripterygium wilfordii
Lineage: Eukaryota; Viridiplantae; Streptophyta; Magnoliopsida; Celastrales; Celastraceae
Exons: 7
Coding region: 771-1247 (158 amino acids)
Source: RefSeq, a predicted model, not a curated record
AGAGAUCAAAACGACGCCGUUUUAGCUUGUUUACAAUUGGGUUAAGUGUUUCGGUUUUUGAUCAGGGAAUAUACCCAAAACCAAUUUCCCAGCGCUGCCUUCUAACUUCAUAUCUACAAGCCCGAGGCUCAUUAUCAACGAAACGGUGAUGGUGAUGAGAAACUUCAAAAUCGUGCGCCGGCUAGCAGCGUACAAGAUUCUUGAGCGUUCUGGCCUGAGUAGAUUGAGUCCAUGGAUUAUUUUGGAGUUUGCUGCACCCAAUGAAAUGAACAGUAGCAUUGCUUUAGUUCUUUUCAUGUGAAGGCUGCAUCAGCAUGUUUUUAUGCGCAUCUUACCAGAAGCGUAAAAGUUACUUCUACAUCUACAUUAAGCCAAAUUGGCAAAUCCAAUCUCUUCACCCUUUUAACGCUUUAGAGUUUAGACUUUAGACAAUCUUAGAAAUCCUUUGUCACUAAGUUUCAAAGUUUAGGACUGUGAAAGCCGUGUCUACGACUGUUUCUACCAAUUUUACUUUAAUGGCUAUGAUUGGUGAUGCUCUUAAUGGGAGUAAUGCAAUUCCAACAAGUGUUCGUCAGCCUUUUGGGUUAUAGAAUAUAUGGAGCUUCUUAGGAUGUGUUUUUUUUUAUUGCAUUGUCUGCGUUGAAUUCUUGUAAAAAAUAGAGAAAUUUGGGAAAAAAAAAAGAGUUACUCAUGAUUUGUGAAAGUGUUUGCCAGCUUGGGGCAUUGUACUGAAAGAGUGACAUGUAAUAGUUGUCCCGUGUUUAAUUUUCAUGUUCUUUUGUAUAUCACUGUUUGAAAUAUAUUUUGAGCAUGGUCAACGAGAAACAAUGUUUUAUUUAUCCCCUGAUGGAUCUGAUUUAUCCAUGCAGAGAUCAACUAUCAAAGGCCUCCAAGAGGCUAUUAUCUCUGAUGCUUCUCAUGCUGAAUCUUUAAUAGCGGGGGCAAUCCUCAAAACAUUCCAUUGCUAUGACAAAUACAGUCAGUCAAGGAAUCAUGACGAAGGAUCCCGGUCUCUACUCUUUCAUCAGCAAGAAAGCCGGGGGAGUCGGCUAGGUCUGCAUUUUGUGAUUCAGAUAAAGGAAUCAGUGAAGCUUAUUCUGAUCUGGUCACUACCACCAAACAGACUUUGGAAUCUAUAUUGGAACUGCAAGAGGCUCUUCUUGAUAGUAAUCCAUCUGUCACCAAAUCCUCAGGUGUAUGAGCCUCAAAAAAAUGAGUCAACGCAUUGUCAUCCCACGAGAUAUUAAAUGUCUGGUAAUGAUUUUUAACUUUAAAGCAAUGGUUGAGUGGAUACAACUUUAGAAGGACAUCACCAUGCCUUUUCUUUCAUAGCUUCAGUAAUGUUUUGCCCAACUUCAUUUCCUUAACCCGAGAUGUUGUGCGUAUAAAUGUCAAUGGGUCCAUGAGUAACAGUUCCAAAGGAUGAUGGGUAACAGUUUCGAAGGAUGAUGUUCCCUACAUUAACUGGUUUGAUAUCUUAUAAACUUGGGAGCAAGAGCAUCUUCUCCGGGCGAGUACCUAUGCUUUUCGUUACCUCGUGAUCGUGCUGUUGUUUUUGUGAAUUGCCUCAGCAAGAGAAACCACGUCGUUUAUCUUGUCUUUAUUCUGUCUUGGACAAUUAAUGUCGUAUUUUGAGUAGUAACUUUUUCCUAUGCUCCCUGAUCCCUCUUUUAUCUAGACUGGAACUAAACAGGCCUAUUGUACUUUCGGUUUGUCAUUCAGAUACUGAUCGGUGUCAUCUGUUGUGUUAGAUUUGGUCAUUACUUCCACGGUUUAGUUUACUGUUAAAAUGUGCCAUGAAUUUUUUAAAUGGCUUAUCAUCAUGUGGAUGUCAAAUGGAUCUUUAGUUUUAGGGAUUUGUUCUGGGUGUGUGAAUUGUUUGCCAUUACAGUCAGUUGGCAUAAUAGUCACAGCUGAUUCUAAUUUUCCCUU